Molecule: messenger RNA, 1625 nt
Organism: Musa acuminata subsp. malaccensis (wild Malaysian banana)
Lineage: Eukaryota; Viridiplantae; Streptophyta; Magnoliopsida; Zingiberales; Musaceae
Product: protein LIGHT-DEPENDENT SHORT HYPOCOTYLS 5-like
Biological process (GO): mRNA transcription; response to light stimulus
Cellular component (GO): nucleus
Source: RefSeq, a predicted model, not a curated record
CAGUUCGUAUGGAGAUGAGAUGACAGGGAAAGUUGACUUUCUCUUCAGGUGUCAGAUUAGAUUUGGAUCACGAAUUUUCCAGCUACUGGAGCUUAACCUGGAGAAGCAAAUCCUUACUGCUGAAACACAAAGGUUCCUUCUCCACCCACCGAAUCCAUUAUGUUCUUAGUCUCCACUCUCUACAGGCCUUGUUUUAUGUGAUCGGAGGAGAUGGUGCCGCUGCUCCCAUUAUUCCCACACUCGCAGUCAUCAUAAAGGACCCAUCCCUACUCCUCACUCGUGGGUUCACAGUCUAUCAAAUGGCCAAAUUUGUCAGAAUAUGUAUGUUGUGCCAUUCACAUAUGCUACAUAGGGUACCAUCUUCAUCAUCCCUCUUUGGAUGUUUGUCACAGUAAUCUGCUUAGAUCUUGUCGUAAUAUUGCGUUAGUGGUGACAGUGUUUCCCGCACAUCCGUCAGAUGACCAUACGAACACUUCAGAUUCCUUCAUCAAUAUAUAUUCAUCCAUUAGCAGCACUACCACUUUUGACGUCCGAUCUCAACCCGCCCUUUCUCUCCCUUUCCUGCCAACUGCAAAGCUUCCUGACAAAGAUAAAAGAAGCUGUGUUCGGAGAGGAAUCAAAGGGUUGUAAGAGAACAGACUUCAACCAAAGCAAAACCCUUGCACACCAAAACCACUAGGGCAGACACAGGAGACCCAAGGAAAGCAAUGGAUCCUGACCCGGCCGCAUCGUCUGUCGCCGGUGAUCCAUCUCCGCCACCCCCACCACCACCUCCUCAGCAGCAGCAGCAGCAGCCACCGAGUCGGUACGAGUCGCAGAAGCGGCGGGACUGGAACACGUUCCUGCAGUACCUGAGGAGCCACAGGCCGCCGCUGACCCUGGCGGGCUGCAGCGGGGCUCACGUGAUCGAGUUCUUGAAGUACCUGGACCAGUUCGGGAAGACGAAGGUGCACGCGCCCGGAUGCACCUUCUUCGGCCACCCGAACCCGCCGGCGCCGUGCGUGUGCCCGCUGAAGCAGGCCUGGGGCUCGCUCGACGCACUCAUCGGGCGCCUCCGGGCCGCCUACGAGGAGAACGACGGCCACCAGGACUCCAACCCCUUCGGCGCGAGGGCCGUCGGCGUCUACCUUCGGCAGGUGAAGGAGAAUCAGGCCAAAGCUCGCGGCAUCCCUUACGAGAAGAAGAAGAAGAAGCGGAAGCGCUUCCAGGACACGGAAACCCCCAGCGAAGGGAGAUCGGUUGGCGGAGCCGGAGCGGAGGCUUCGCUGUCCGCAGCCGUUGCUGUUUCCGGUGCGAGUGCAACUGGCACUAGUACUGUGGCUGAGGCUUUUAGCACUUCAACGGCAGUCGGAGACGGAUCGCUUGCGCCGCCGGCUGGCUCAUCAGCUCCUUAAGUAGCUCAUUUCCUUUCUUCUUGCUGCUAUUUGUCGAGGAAGGAUACAGGAGAUCGUACACACAAAGUUCUUGGCUAAUUCUUCAUAUUUCCGAGACCAAUUCGGCAUGUUUUGAUCUUUUGAUCCUUCCUUUCUCUUUCUCUGCCCCUUUUCUUCUGAUUGAAUUGGUGCACAGCAUCGACAAUUGUAAUCUCUUUGUUCCCUAUCCGUAUGAAGCCGACAAUUCUAUUA